ACCUGAUCGUCCAACUUAUCAUCAUUGGGGUACAUCAUCCAACAUUCCCUCACUUUAAACUUUUCCUUCAUUCUAAACCUGAGGGAAAAGCAACCUCCAGGAGUUAAAUAGCGCGAGGAUUAGAGUAGACUAGAGUGAGGAGUGAUGUCCAGAGAUUACUCAUUGAGUUAAUUUAUCUAAAAAAAAAAUUAAAAAAGCCCAGCACUGAAAAAGUGUUUAUCCGAGAGUAAGCAGAGACUCGACAAUAACCUGCUGCUGUGAGCACAAUGACUCCACUGUAUCGGACACUCCUGCUCUUCACAGUCAGUAUGGCUUCCCUACAGCCACAGAGGUCUUUGCGGAGUAAAAGGGGUUUGCUGGAACUUGCUGGAGUUAUCAAGUGCAGCACUGGAAGAACAGCUUUAGCUUAUAUGAUAUACGGAUGUUACUGUGGCCUUGGGGGUCAAGGGUGGCCCAGGGACAGAGCAGACUGGUGCUGUCACAAGCAUGACUGCUGUUAUGGGGAUGCAGAAUUUGCAGGCUGUCAAACAAAGACAGAGCAGUACCACUGGACAUGUGACGAUAAGAAGGCUGACUGUGACUCCUUUAAUGACAGAUGUGCGAAAAUCCUCUGCCGAUGUGACAGGGAGGCAGCCAGAUGCCUGAGGAAAGCACCAUUCAACAGAAAAUACGCUCUGUGGCCAGAUUUCCUCUGUGGAAGCGUACAUCCUACCUGCAAUAUUUACUAAUUUCAGUAAAGUAUAUUUGGUAAUUCAAUCUUUUGAGAACAUCUAAAAACAUGUAUUGUAUAUCUGAUGACAAUUAUAUGUUGAUUGACUUUUGUCGAUAUUUUUAAAUUAUUUCCAAUUUCUAUUAUAUGUCAUUUGUUUUUCACAUUUGCAUAACUGAGUGAAAUAAGUGAAUGCAUUAAAAUAUGUACAAAAUAUUAUUAAUUAUAAGCCUCAUCCUAUAUGGAAGCUUCCAGUGUGUUUUCAGAAUGCCACUUCACCACCUUGGUCUGUAGGGGAGGCCGGGGCUAGUUGUGACACAUUUUACCCCAGUCCAUUUCUGUAGACACAUGCCUUAAAGCGUUGACUACAAAAAAAGCUAUUGAAUAUGUUCACUGUUAUUGCCCAGGAAGAAAGAUAUAACUAAGGUUGUACACAUGUUGACCUUUUGUAAAUAUAUGGUAUGUUACAGUAUACUGUAUACAUGCUGUAUUUUGAAAUGUAUUUGUAACAAUUGACACACUGUUGAUGUCUACUCAUCAGCUGCUAAGUUUUCCUUUUUAUACCUACCUGAGCAUUGUUAAACCAUCAAAUAACAAAUAAAGAGUAAUAGAUCUUAAACUGUACUUCAGGAAGCUCAGACAUCUAUUAAUUGCAUUACAUUUCUAUUAAGCUGUUCAUUAGCUGCAAAUUGAGACAAAACAUGGCACAAUUAAGUAUUAAAACAAAAGUUAAAUGUAUGUGUACUAGCAAAAUGUAGGGUCUGUGAACAUAUGGUUGUGCAUAUUAGAAGUGCAAG
Messenger RNA from Xyrauchen texanus (razorback sucker), 1506 nucleotides. It is a transcript of the gene pla2g10, whose product is annotated as phospholipase A2 group X. Bases 267 to 728 code for a protein of 153 amino acids. The transcript is spliced from 4 exons. Gene Ontology annotation, biological process: arachidonate secretion; lipid catabolic process; phospholipid metabolic process. Lineage: Eukaryota; Metazoa; Chordata; Actinopteri; Cypriniformes; Catostomidae. The record is from RefSeq and is a predicted model, not a curated record. Gene Ontology annotation, molecular function: phospholipid binding; calcium ion binding.